GGAUGAGGAGCAGGGAGAAGAAAGCAUUAUGGAAAAUGCCAAUCGAUUAAGUGCUCAAGAAACAGCUUUCCUUAAAAAAUAUUUCACCCUGCGUAAAAAAUGUGAACAAAUGCAACAGGCAAAUGAAAAACUUGUGAACAGGCUCCAGCACGUGAAAAAAAUUAUAAAGAAGUACAAAAGAGAAAGAAGAUUUCUGGUGAACAGAUUGGAGGAGUAUGGAGACAAUUACAAAGAUGUUCCUGUGCCAGUUAUGUGGGAGGAAGACCAGCUAUACAGCUUCCUAAAGCCUCCUCCCCCUUACCCAGAGAUACCCAUCCCCCAGGAGGGAUUGACAGAUGGCUUGGCACCACCCAUCAGUGCCUUGUCCCCAGGAGUGGGAUUUGAAUCCCUCUCAACGGUACACCCCAUCUUAGCUGGUCUGGGGGUUGGGGAGGAAGGGCUACUGUCCUCAUUGUCACCAACCCCUGGGGGGUCAGGCCAGCCCAAGGCUAAGAGGAUGAAGACGGAUAAAAUGGAGAAAGAUCGAAACGCUCCUAAAAAACCUGCAAAUGCUUUCCUGAUGUUUUGUCAGCAACAGCGUAAUACUGUUCAAGAGGAGUAUUUUAAGGAAAAGAGUGAGGAAAUCAGCCACCAGGAGCUGACAAGGAGACUAGCACAGCGUUGGAAUAGCCUCGCUUCUGAAGAAAAACGGAUAUACUAUGAGAUGUAUGAAAGGGAAAAGGAGCGCUAUGACAAAGAGAUGAAGGAGUAUGCGACAAAGGAAGUUAAUAUCAAAGUUGAGGACGAUAUAACAGUAAAUGUGACAGAGCCCCAUUUGGACAUAUUAACCCCUGACCUCAUCAAAACAGAGUUGCUAUAGCGACAGAUGUGAGAUGACAGCAUUGUCUUGCUAUGGAAGUAGUGUUGGUUGCGGAGUUGUGGGAAAUCUGUUGUCAAGGAAAUGUUAAUGGCUGAAAAUGGAGAGGAUUGGACUCUCCUUGCCAUUACAAGUAAAUGACACAUCAAUAUUUGUUAUUCUGAAACUUGCAAAUUGCUAAGAAUAUUUGUAUAUGAAAGGCCAGCUUUGAAUGUAAAUGAUGGCUAAUAAAUAAGUACGCUGACAGUAGCAUUUAUUUAACAGAGGAUGGUCAUUCACAUGAUACCAAAUUCAUCAUCAAAUCACUGUUUGAUUUACAAAACGUGCAAAGAAACUUAUGCAUACUUGGCCCGUAUAUUUCCUUUCUCAGGUGACUCAUUUUGCUUUAUUCUGAUUGACUCUUCUGCCUUGUUUGUAAUAUUUAAUUUAUCUCUUUUCAGAAAACCAUUGUAUACUUUUGAAAAGUGCCUUUCUAAAGGCUAAACUUUAAGUGAAAUCCACUGACCAAAUAUUUCAUGACUAAUGAUUCACAUUUAUGAUGGCAGACUCUUAAAACUAUAACUACAGUCGUAAUCUUUAUCAGCAAAGUGUUCCAUAAGCUUUGAGAUGAUCAGUAGCAUUUGACGAAUUUAUUAAUUGUUCUACAUGGUCUUGUAGAUAAAUAAAUGUCUUGUUGGUAACAUUUGUACAAAAGUUGUCCCCCUUGGUCUGCCUGAUUAGUAGAUUAUUUCCCUUGGGUGGGACACCACCAGUCAUUAUGGUUGUACAAAAUCUUCCCCUGUUUGCCCAUCUGUGUGUUGAAAAGUGAAACAUGAGGAAUUUGUAAAAGGAUACAACCAGAAAAGA
Messenger RNA from Liolophura sinensis, 1702 nucleotides. RefSeq lists its product as uncharacterized. Lineage: Eukaryota; Metazoa; Mollusca; Polyplacophora; Chitonida; Chitonidae. Bases 29 to 859 code for a protein of 276 amino acids. The record is from RefSeq and is a predicted model, not a curated record. Gene Ontology annotation, biological process: regulation of transcription by RNA polymerase II. The transcript is spliced from 6 exons.